Messenger RNA from Candidozyma auris, 945 nucleotides. RefSeq lists its product as uncharacterized. Gene Ontology annotation, cellular component: Golgi apparatus. The record is from RefSeq and is a predicted model, not a curated record. The coding region runs from base 1 to 945 and encodes 314 amino acids. The transcript has 2 exons. NCBI's taxonomy places the organism in Eukaryota, Fungi, Ascomycota, Pichiomycetes, Serinales, Metschnikowiaceae. Gene Ontology annotation, biological process: Golgi organization; protein secretion.
AUGUUGUUAUCGGAUAGUCAUUUCCCACUCCUUCUUCUUUCCAACAGAGACGAGUACUUUGCCAGGCCCACUCAGUUGGCGACACUCCGAGACACCAACAAAGGCACGCAAAUAUUGUCACCGCUAGACCUCGCAAGACCAGAACAUGGCACAUGGAUAGGUGUUUCUUCGGAAGGCAGGCUCUCUGUUUUGGUCAACUACAGAGAAGACACCGCUGCAGCAGGUAAAGUGUCAAGAGGCAUUCUCCCGCUUGAGUACCUUGUGUCAGACCUUCUGGACUCUGAGUGGUACGAUGGACUUGAAGAGAGAAUGAAUAAAAAAAGUGGUGUCACGGGCAAACCAACGAAAUUGAGUGAGAUUGGCGGGUUCACCUUGCUCUAUGGUACGCUUGAAUUAGACCGAAAGCACAAGCUCAGGCCCCUCAAUCUCAUGAGCAAUAGAGGCGACCGAGGGAGGGUGCAUUCACAAGAAGUGCUGCUAGACGACAUGCACGACCAUUUCCAUCGACAGGAGACCUUUGGGCUUUCUAACUCGCUAUACUAUAUGCCAUGGCUGAAGGUGGAGCUUGGGCGGAAGAAGCUAAGUAGUCUUGCUCGGAGGUCUGUGUCUGAAGGGUACAGCCAGGAAGAGCUCAUUGAAUCUUGCUUUGAGAUUUUGAGUUCUGACACUUACGACGCUGAAAUUCGAAAAAAGGGCACUUUUGACCAGAAGAUGAAGGAACUUCAAAACUCCAUCUUCAUUCCUCCUCUUGUCACGCCAUACGAGCUGAAGCUGAAAGAGAUGGGCUACGCUGUUGGUAAGUACUACGGUACGAGAACGCAAACGGUGAUUGCCCUUUCGAAAGAAGGCACGUUGCACUACUACGAACGGGACUUGUACAACGGCGACACCGACAAGAUGCACAUUCGUGAACAACAUCUACAGUUUAGCAUAGGCAACAAAUAG